GCUCCAUCGCGCAUGCGCACUGCCUGAGCUCCGGGGCUGAUUAGCAGCAGCAGUGCGAAAAUGGCUAAAGAUAAUUUUAUUUUCGCGCAGUGCAUCCUGUACUUUCUAGCGUUCGUCUUUGGCUUCAUCGCGGUAGUGCCUCUGUCGGAGAACACGGAGGACUUUCGGGGGAAAUGUCUGCUGUUCACGCGGGGAAUGUGGCAGAACGAGAACAUCACAGUGUCCAAACAGCGCUUCAUCAUAGAGGAGUGGGGACCCCAGUCAUCCUGCAGCUUCAUCACUAUCGUGGGCAUCGCCUCUCUCGUGCUGUCCGCGGUUCAGGCCUGGAGACUGCUGUUCUUUAUAUGCAAAGGCCACGAUGACUCCAUAUUCAAUGCCUUCCUGAACCUUCUGAUCAGCUCUUUCGUGGUGUUUGCCGUGUUUCUGUCCAGCACCAUUGUAAGCGUGGGCUUCAACCUGUGGUGUGAUGCCAUUACUGAGGGGGGCAGCAUGCCUAGCAGUUGUGAGGACUUGCAGGACACUGAUCUGGAGCUGGGAUUGGACAACUCUGCAUUCUAUGACCAGUUUGCCAUUGCACAAUUUGGAUUAUGGGCAGCUUGGUUGACCUGGUUGGGUAUCACAGUCAUGGCCUUCCUGAAGGUCUACCAUAACUACAGGCAGGAGGACAUGCUGGACAGCCUGAUCAACGAGAAAGAGUUCCUGCUAGGCCGCUCCUCACGCCGCUCCUCUGACGUGGUGGAUAAGAAAAGUGGCAUGAUCUGAUCUUCUGUGGGGGAAACCCAUGGGCAGUGGAGCAGAAGAUCACUGGCUGAAAUAUGAUGAUUGAGAUGAGACACAACAUUCAUCCACAUGCACUGAAAUCCAGUGGUGCUUGAAAGUUUGUGAAUCUUUUAGGAUUUUCUGUUUCUGCAUAAAAUUGACCUGAAACUUUUUCUGGAAAAAAAGAACCAAAUUAAGCAAAUGAGACAAAAAUAGACGGGUAUUUUAUUUAUUUAUAUAUUUUAUAUGUUAGUGGCAAAAGUAUGUGAAUCUUUGCUUGCAAUAUCUGAUGUGCAGCAAUGACUGCAACUAAAUGUUUCAGACAACAUCCAAUAAUUAGUCCUGCACAUUGGCAUUAUGUGUCUAAUUUUCUACUUUUAGGACCUUUGUGAAAUACUGAUCAAAUUUGAGAUCAAAUGUAUGCUGAAACAUAGAAAACUCAAAAAAAGGGGAUCCCAAACUCAAGCACCACUGUAAGUGCUAAGAUGAUAUAGCAUAGAGGUUACAACAGCUUUUUUCUUAGGACUCAAAAAACUGCAACUUUUGGUAAAGCUGUAGUAACUCUAUAGUAUUAAUCAAUUCUUAAAAACACUGUUUCUGAUACACUAGGUAUAAAUAUUGCUCUUUUUAGACACAUUUCCAACUAAUAUCUAGUUGUAAGUUUACUCUAGUUCUUAUUACCUUGUCUUCAGUGACUUUAAAAUGUGGAUUACAGCUCAGUAUACUCUCUAUGUUUGUUUUACAGCCUACAAUUUACAACCCAAUUAGUUUCCCUUUUAGAGUCCUGGUGAAUAAAUCUAAUCUAAUAGUUAGAAACAGUAUUUAAGUUAGAUUUCAGUAUACACACCAUUUAAUCCUGUAUGGUUUACAGUACUGUACUCUCUUAUCUUUCUCCCUGAGUUAUAUUCUUAGCUCGCUGCUAUUAUCUGUAUGUUUAUGCAUAUAUGAUAAAUAAGAUAAUUCAUGUACAGUUACAUAUGAGAAGGCAAUAUGCGAUCUGUUAUGCUCUGUCCAGCUGUAUAAGUAGCUUGACAUACAUACAAGUACUAAACAUAAAUCCUGCACUUUCCUAAUGAAGACCAAAGGUGAAGCAUUAGGUUAAACUGCACUCUCUUUCAGAUGAAUUGCGCAGUGCAUAGUGUCCAUCAGUGUUACUCUUUUUAUUAUGUUAUGUGGUGGUAUGACAAACAGAGUAUUUGCUGCAUGCUGCAAUAAAAUGUGGUGUGUGUGUGUUUUCAGUAUGAAACAUUUCAAAUAGCCAAAUAACUCUUUUUAAUCCUGUGAGAAUAUUUUAAAUUUCAUUUUUAAAUGUGUUUAUGAAUUAAUUUAGCAAACGCAUGAAUAAUAAUUUCAGUGUAUGUUUGCAACACAGCCAUAUAAACACUUGACAUCUCUGUCCUGUAUGAAAUACAGUCAAUCUGUUAUA
Molecule: messenger RNA, 2185 nt
Organism: Astyanax mexicanus (Mexican tetra)
Lineage: Eukaryota; Metazoa; Chordata; Actinopteri; Characiformes; Acestrorhamphidae
Product: transmembrane protein 179
Exons: 4
Coding region: 61-762 (233 amino acids)
Source: RefSeq, a predicted model, not a curated record